CUCAAGAAAAUUUAGUAAUUUCGUGGUAUCUUUGGGUCGUCGCGUCUUUAGAAAAAAAAAAGUCUUGGAUUAUUUUCCCAUAAUGCACCGCCGUUUCUUUCUACUUCCUCUUUCCGCCAUAUUGCAGAACCGGCAUCAUGGUGCGCAUGAACGUUCUCGCAGAUGCUCUGAAAAGCAUCAACAAUGCUGAGAAGCGUGGGAAACGCCAGGUCCUCAUUCGGCCCUGCUCCAAGGUUAUUGUGCGCUUUCUAACCGUCAUGAUGAAGCACGGUUACAUUGGUGAGUUUGAGAUCAUUGACGACCACAGAGCCGGGAAAAUCGUUGUGAAUCUCACAGGCAGGCUGAACAAGUGUGGUGUGAUUAGUCCACGUUUUGAUCUUCAGCUCAAGGAUCUGGAGAAGUGGCAGAACAACCUGCUGCCUUCAAGACAGUUUGGAUACAUUGUGCUGACCACCUCAGCUGGCAUCAUGGACCACGAAGAGGCCAGACGGAAACACACAGGAGGCAAAAUCCUUGGAUUCUUUUUCUAAAAUGUAAAGAACUGCAAAUAAAAACAGCCAGGAGAAAGCU
Xiphophorus couchianus (Monterrey platyfish) is the source of this 570-nucleotide messenger RNA. RefSeq names its product ribosomal protein S15a (gene rps15a). Gene Ontology annotation, cellular component: ribosome. Bases 138 to 530 code for a protein of 130 amino acids. The record is from RefSeq and is a predicted model, not a curated record. Gene Ontology annotation, biological process: translation. The transcript has 5 exons. Gene Ontology annotation, molecular function: structural constituent of ribosome. NCBI's taxonomy places the organism in Eukaryota, Metazoa, Chordata, Actinopteri, Cyprinodontiformes, Poeciliidae.